CCUCACCGCUCGGACCUCGAUAAGAUUUCAACCCACGAGGCCAUGUCCAAGAAGCCCGAGCCAAGUCCUGUACGCGUGCGAUUGGCCACCCACGCGGGCUCCUGGUACUCGCACGACGAGCACAAGCUUGAGGAAGAGCUGUCAGGUUGGCUGGGUGCCGCGGAGGGCAACGACACGCAGGAGAAACAGCCGAGUAUCCGCGCCAUUAUUGCCCCGCAUGCAGGUUUCCGAUACUCGGGCCCCACAGCGGCGUACGCGUACCACCAAGUGCUCAACUUGGACCGAAUCAAGCGCGUCUUCAUUCUCGGGCCAUCGCACCACUUCUACUUGCGUGGAUGUGCUGUGUCGACUGCACACGAGUACGAGACGCCGUUGGGCAACAUUUCGAUCGACCACGAAGUGAACGAGAAGCUCGUGGACUCGGGUAAGUUUGCGACUAUGUCGAUGGAUGUUGACGAGGACGAGCACAGUAUCGAGAUGCAUCUUCCUUUCAUCUUCAAGGUGAUGAAUGGCCGCAAGUUUACGGCGGUCCCGAUCUUGGUCGGUAACACCAAGUCCAAAACGGACGAGGAAUACGGAAAGAUUUUGGCCCCGUAUCUGGAGAACGACGAGAAUUUGUUUGUGAUCAGCUCCGAUUUCUGCCACUGGGGACCUCGAUUCCGCUACCAGCCACACGACUCGACUUACGGCGAGAUCCACGAAUACAUCAAAUAUUUAGACCACCAAGGCAUGGGGUUCAUUGAGCGCUUGGAUGCGGCGGGCUUCACGAGAUACCUGGACAAAACAAACAACACAAUUUGCGGUCGCCAUCCGAUCUCUCUGUUGUUGAACACCAUCUUGGCGUCAAAGAAGCUCAAGUGCACGCUCAAGUUCGUCAAAUACGCUCAGAGCAGCGCUUGCAUGCGUCACGGUGACUCUUCUGUGAGCUACGCCUCCGCCAUCGUCUACAGCGAGCCGUAG
Messenger RNA from Phytophthora infestans T30-4, 960 nucleotides. RefSeq names its product memo-like protein. Lineage: Eukaryota; Oomycota; Peronosporomycetes; Peronosporales; Peronosporaceae. Bases 43 to 960 code for a protein of 305 amino acids. The transcript is spliced from 9 exons. The record is from RefSeq and is a predicted model, not a curated record.